Striga hermonthica is the source of this 423-nucleotide messenger RNA. The record is from the annotation of a GenBank genome assembly. Lineage: Eukaryota; Viridiplantae; Streptophyta; Magnoliopsida; Lamiales; Orobanchaceae.
AUGUCGAAGCGAGGACGCGGAGGAUCGGCGGGUAACAAGUUCAGGAUGUCGCUGGGUCUGCCUGUGGCGGCGACAGUGAACUGCGCCGACAACACGGGAGCGAAGAACCUGUACAUCAUAUCCGUUAAGGGCAUAAAGGGCCGCCUCAACAGGCUCCCCUCCGCCUGCGUCGGCGACAUGGUGAUGGCCACCGUGAAGAAGGGGAAGCCCGAUCUCCGCAAGAAGGUUAUGCCCGCCGUCAUCGUCCGCCAGCGCAAGCCUUGGAGGAGAAAGGACGGUGUUUACAUGUACUUCGAAGACAAUGCUGGUGUCAUUGUGAAUCCCAAGGGUGAAAUGAAAGGUUCAGCAAUAACCGGACCUAUUGGGAAGGAGUGUGCUGAUCUAUGGCCGAGGAUUGCUAGCGCUGCGAAUGCUAUCGUCUAA